AUGUCAAGCAGCGGCACCAUCUGCACAGAUGUAGCAGCAACUUCUGAACAACUUUAUUACAUUCACUGCAACUUUUGCAAUAUCGUUCUUGCUGUGAGUGUACCAUGCAGCAGCUUGUUCGAUACUGUGACAGUAAGAUGUGAAAACUGCACCAAUAUGUGGCCUCUAAAUGUGGGCAUGGCUGCUACUCUUCAACAAUCCUUUUCUGGUUCAACCUCCACCUUUCAAGAUUCGUCUUCUCCCCAUAACCAACAAGGAUCCAACUACACUUCCCCUAAUUAUAGGGUUGAUUUGGGGUUUUCAUCUGACUGCAACAACAUGAUCAUGCCCACGACCCUGAUCAGGCCUCACACCCCUUCAACUAACAAUGGAAAAGAGAUCAACAAUCAUCGUUCGUUUAUUUCUUGA
This is a messenger RNA of Cynara cardunculus var. scolymus (artichoke), 408 nucleotides long. Its product is annotated as axial regulator YABBY 3-like. NCBI's taxonomy places the organism in Eukaryota, Viridiplantae, Streptophyta, Magnoliopsida, Asterales, Asteraceae. Gene Ontology annotation, biological process: cell fate commitment; multicellular organism development; abaxial cell fate specification. The transcript has 3 exons. The coding region runs from base 1 to 408 and encodes 135 amino acids. The record is from RefSeq and is a predicted model, not a curated record. Gene Ontology annotation, cellular component: nucleus.